GGCGGGACUAGGCGGGCGGAAAUCCUGCCCUAGAGCCACCGGCUGCAGGAUGGCGGCGACGGUGGCGGCUUCCGCUCUCCGCGCAGGGCUGCGCGCUUGCUGGCGGCCAGGACGCCCGGCCUGCGGCCUCCGCUGGCAGAGCCAGAGCCGGGAGCCAUCUGCCUACCCUGGAGUGGUGGAGUCCUCAGAAGAAUAUGCCUUUGUGGAGCGGCUCAUCCCUCCCACCGGCAUCCCAGAGCCCCCCAGACACCAGAGCUACCCCACCCCGAGUGGCUGGCAGCCCCCUCGAGACCCCCCACCGAACCUCCCCUACUUCAUUCGUCGCUCCCGGAUGCACAACGUCCCCGUAUACACAGAGCUCACGCAUGGCAACCGAAAGAUGACUCUGAUCCGAAAGGUGGAGGGGGACAUUUGGGCCCUGCAGAAAGAUGUAGAAGAAUUCCUGACCCCUCUGCUGGGGAAGACACCUGUGACCCAGGUCAACGAGGUGACCGGGACCCUGCGGAUCAAGGGUUAUUUUGACCAACAGCUCAAGGCCUGGCUUCUGGAGAAGGGCUUCUGAAGUAGCCUCUGUGUUAGGCCCACAGUAACCCUACUGCUCCCCAUUCUUGGCUGGUAGUCUCCAAGGGGAUUCUGGGCAGGUGUUUGUCAACAUUAUUCUUUUAGGGAAAGCUAGGUGGCGCAGCGGAUAAGAGCACCAGUGCUGAGAAGUCAAAUAUGACCUCAGACACUUCCUUAGAGGUAUGACCCUGGGCAAGUCACUUAACCCCAAUUACAAAGUAUUUCGGAGAAAUUUCCCUGAAAGGAAAAAUAUUUCUCAUGUAGCCAGUGCCAAAAAAUGACAGAGGCCCUAGCUAAGGGGGUGGGUGGGGUCCUUCCCCGUUCCCUUCUAGACUAGGAAUCAACAGCAGCCUAAGACGACCAGCCGGGCACAAAGGAAGAGACAACAUCACCAGUGCCCAGGGAGAAGGGGUACCAUGUCACAACCUGGCACCAACUUUAAUGCAAGUUUUUAUUUUGGCCGUAUAUACAAUUGAGGCUAUUAAAAUUUGUACAAUAUUUACAAAUUAAAUAAUCUGAAACUGU
Molecule: messenger RNA, 1086 nt
Organism: Sarcophilus harrisii (Tasmanian devil)
Lineage: Eukaryota; Metazoa; Chordata; Mammalia; Dasyuromorphia; Dasyuridae
Gene: MRPL49
Product: mitochondrial ribosomal protein L49
Exons: 4
Coding region: 50-562 (170 amino acids)
Biological process (GO): translation
Cellular component (GO): ribosome; mitochondrial large ribosomal subunit
Molecular function (GO): structural constituent of ribosome
Source: RefSeq, a predicted model, not a curated record